AUGGAUAAAUCAUUUACCAAAGUAUAUAAGAAAAUAGAUAAAGGCAAGAGUAAGGUUGGCAGUGUACCUGACAUCACAAUUAAGGACAACUUACCACCGCUGGCACAGGACACCCCACUGGUAGUAUCAGAGGCACCAGCAGAAAAGGAAAAUGAGUCUGACAAAGAAAAGAUAUCAGAGGAAGUGAAAACAGAUAAUGUUGAUUCCGAGUCAGACAUUCUAUUCACAAUGAAUGUUGACACUCAGGGCAUCAAUAUUGUAUUGGACAAGGAAACUGCAAAAGAAAAGAAAUUUGAUGCUAUAAAUGUUGAGAAACCUGAAUCACCGGUCAAGAAUAUUGACAAUCAGCAAAAUAUUGAGAUACCGGCAGGAAAAGAAAAGGAACAAGAACAAACACAAUUAGAACCGACAGUAAAUAAGAAUGAGGAUAAAAGUGAAAAGAAGGAAGAGAAAGUGGAUAAGGAAGAGGUUAAGGAAGAGCAACCGGAGAAGUUUGAGACAGAAAAUAUUCUGGACAAUGUUGAUAUCAGUGAUUUUACACCUGAUGAGAUUGUUAUGGAAGACCAAUUGGUAGAUGAUCAACUAGUCAAUACACAGACAGAGACAAUUGUCAUUACUGAUGAUGACAUCGAUACUAAUGAUGUUGAUGCAAUUGAUAGUGUAAAUGAGCAAGUUGAUGAUGUGCAAAUGUAUGAACAACUACAGGGACAAGAAGAGAAGAAAGAUGGAGAAGACAAGAGCUCUGAAGAGCCACCGGUACAUACACAGACUGUUUCACCAUUGGUAAAUGACAGUAAAAAGAAUAAGGAAGAAGAAAAGACAGAAGAGAACACAGAGGAUAAACCUAAAGAGAAGAAAGAGGAAGAAGAGAAGGAAACAAAGAAGUCUAAACCUAAACUAGGUCAAUUGGUUAAUGAUGUUGGGGAACAAAUGAAAACAUUUGAGGAUGCAGCAUAUGUUUAUGUAGAAAAGGAGUAUAAGAAGCUAAGGACAAAGCAAUUAAUGAAAGAUAUUGAUAAACCUAAAGUUGCUUUGACUAAAAAGAAGGAAGCAGAAAAAGAACUUAAAGUUCUAAGUGAUUCAUUUAAGCCCCUGAAUGAUUCUGCAAUAUACUAUGGACGGUCCAUUGUUGAACUUCAACAUAAGUUGAAAGCUUAUGAAUCUGAAUAG
Molecule: messenger RNA, 1170 nt
Organism: Cryptomeria japonica (Japanese cedar)
Lineage: Eukaryota; Viridiplantae; Streptophyta; Pinopsida; Cupressales; Cupressaceae
Exons: 4
Coding region: 1-1170 (389 amino acids)
Source: RefSeq, a predicted model, not a curated record